UUGUUGUAAAACACCGGCGCUCUGCGGUAGAAAGGAGUUGGCUCUGAAUGCUGACUCGCCUUGGGCCCACUCGUCUGGGCUACAGGAUUUCCUUCGCUGAGGCUCACGGACACAUGUGGAGUUUAAGAACACUAUGGCAUUCAUCAGAGUGUAUCACUGAAGAAUAUGAUGGCUGAAAACAAUUUUAAAAUGCUAAAGAUUCAACAAUGUGUGGUAACUAACAAAAUACCUAGAAACAGGCCAUAUAUUUGCAAUAUUUGCUUCAAACACUUUGAAACACCAUCAAAAUUAGCUAGACAUUAUCUGAUUCAUACUGGUCAAAAGCCAUUUGAAUGUGAUGUGUGUCAUAAAACCUUCAGACAACUAGUUCAUCUGGAGAGGCAUCAGCUAACUCAUAAUCUGCCUUUUAAAUGCAAUAUUUGUCAGCGCCACUUUAAAAACCUGAAGACUUUUGUGAAACACCAACAACUUCACAAUGAAACCUAUCAGAGUGAUGUUAAGCAGGUUAGAAGAUUGCUGGAGGCCAAGCAAGAAAAGCCAGUGUAUGGAGUGUAUAAUACUUUCACCACAGAGGAGAAAUGGGCAUUACAUCCAUGCUCUAAGUCUGAUCCCACAUACAGCACCACGAAGAGAAGAAAGAAUAUUCAUGCAUGUACAAUCUGUGGCAAGAUGUUUCCAUCACAAUCAAAACUUGAUAGGCAUGCACUUAUUCAUACUGGUCAGAGGCCUUUUAAAUGUGUCCUGUGCAGUAAAUCUUUCCGGCAGUCAACUCAUUUAAAAAUCCACCAACUCACACAUUCAGAAGAAAGACCUUUUCAGUGUUGUUUUUGUCAAAAAGGAUUUAAGAUUCAAAGCAAACUUCUGAAGCAUAAACAAAUCCAUAUGAGGAAUCAGACUUUUCAGACUCUUUCAUUAAAGAUGAAGAAUUCAGAAUCAUGCCCCCUGCCUAAUAAAUUAAAUGCAAAACAGGAUGGUUUUGAAAAUGGUGAUAUGGGUGAAUCUGAAGAGAAUAAUCCACUUGAUGUCCACUCUAUUUAUAUCGUUCCUUUUCAGUGUCCAGAGUGUGAAGAGUGUUUCGAAUCAGAGCAGAUUCUCAAUGGACAUAAGUGUUUCUCUGCCAGAGGUGGCAAAAUUCCAGGCAGGCUCAAAAGAAGCUACAACUAUAAAACCAUUGUUAAAAAAAUUUUGGCCAAGCUUAAACGUGCUGGGGGUAAAAAUUUAGAAAAUUUCCAGUCAGAGAAAAAAAUAUUUAAAAGCAAUUUCUUGAAAAACUAUGAUUUUCUUUCUUGUGAACAGAACUCUGAACAUAACCAGAAAACAUUAAUGGGAUCUCUUGGCAAACAUGGGACAUAUAAGACAGUUGGCAAUAAAAAGAAGAAAACAUUAACUUUACCGUUCUCUUGGCAAAAGCAAUUCCAGAGCCAAAAUAUGGGGAAAAAUUUGAAAAGUUUUCUUACAACAGAAAACAUAUUACCUAUGGAUAAUUCAAUGAAUGAUAAAGACUUAGCAAACUGUGGUUCACCAGGUGAAGAAUUCUUUAAUAACCAUGAAGUGCUUCAGUGUGAUUUUUCAAUUCCAGGUGAAAACAUACACACUGGACAUAAAAUGUGUCCUUGUGACAAAUGCGAGAAAGUAUUUCCUUCCGUAUCCAAACUACAAAGACACUAUUUAAUUCAUACUGGACAGAGACCUUUUGGCUGUAAUGUUUGUGGGAAAUCUUUUAGACAGUCAGCCCACUUAAAAAGACAUAAACUAACUCAUAUUGAAAAGAUUCCUUAUAGAAGAUCUCUUUGCCAAGUAGAAUUUGGAAAUUUGAACAAACUUUUCCUUCAUCCAGGUGAUAAUGUUAAGUGUAAUACUCUACAACAGUGUCAGGCUCUUGGUUUUCAAAAAUAUGAGGUUUCAGAGUCAGAUGAAAUAGCAGUUAAGGCAGAAUCGGAGGAUUUCAUUCUAGAUCCCCAGUGCAGGAACAAGCAGCUCCAUCUCUCUGAUGCACUUUUGGAAUUAGAGCAGACCCAUCAUUCAGAGCGUCCUGAGAGAAAUGAUGGCCUCCUUUACCAAUGCAGUGUUUGUUCUAAAAGUUUCCGAUCUCCAUCUAAACUGGAAAGACACUAUCUAAUUCAUGCAGGGCAGAAACCAUUUGAAUGCUCAGUUUGUGGCAAAACCUUCAGACAGGCUCCUCACUGGAAGAGACAUCAACUUACUCACUUUAAAGAAUGAUCACAGGAGAAAGUAGUAGUUAUAUAAUUUCACAACCAUUAACUCAUUUAUUGUCUCUGUUGAUCUUCUAUCAUUUAAAAUGCAUUCUUUUUACCAAAGUCUGCAUUAGGCUGAAUGAUUUAAUAGGCAGCUGCUUGUUCUUUCAUGAUAAGGAAGUAAGAUAUGUAGAAAAUAAAGUUUUAGGAACAAAUUAAUUUUGGAUGGAAAAACAUGAUAUGAUACCAUAAGAAACAGUUAUGUUAAUAUAAACAUACAUUUUGUAUUGAAAAUUGUAAAUCCAUGUUGUAUAAAUAAUUUGGCCUCAGUUUUUUAAGGAAUUAUUCCCUAAGACAUGCCAUCUUUUGAAUAUGUAUACUCAAAAGAUGUACAGGCAAACACUUACAGCAUAGGCCCACUAUGUUUGUAUUUCAUGUAUUUUACAUUUCGUAUGAAAGCAUAUUUCUGUUUGCCUUUGGCUCAAAUUGCAGGCAAAAUUUUUUUCUUGUAAGUUAAAAAAUACAGAGUUAAUGAAAAUGGUUGAGAAAAUUUAGCGUUUUUUCAUUGGUUUUUCAAAGCUAUUUAUUCUUAGGACUGUGGUAAUUUCACAUCCUUUUCCUCAGGUACUGAUUAUUUUUUUGCCCAAGCUGCUGUUCUCUUUCUCAAAAGAAUGUAAAAGUAGCAGAGAGGCUAGUAUGCACCCAAACACAUUCACCAUGUUUACUUAUCAGAAAUAUUUUGCAAGUGCCAUAAUCUUUUUGAUAAUAUGUAAGCAGUUUCACCUUCAGAGGAAUAAAUGCAGUUCAUCUAUUUGCUUGUUAAUGGUUGACAGCAUGGUUGUCCUAAACUGAAGACUAUCACCUGGAGAUCUGUAUUCCCAUGAAAAAGUUUCACACUUACUUUUGUAAGCUUUCUUUUAGUGCCUGUUUGACUGGUCCUGUUAUUUUACUAAGCCUGUGUACUAAGUUUGAUCAAAUAGCAGUGAGUAAAUCUAGUUUUAGUUUUUAACAGCUAUUGUUUUGAUCUUUAUUAAUUGUCAUUAUAAUUAAUAAGGCGAUCAUCCCUAUAUAGGAAUAAGAUGCUUGUGGAAUUAAAGGUACCACUUUUGAAAAACAGAACUCUCCUGAUUCAGGAAUUAAGCCUUUUAAUCCUAAACUAUAAAAUACUUAUUUAAUAAUAACAAAUUGUCCUUCAUGUUUGUUAUUGUUUGUAAGAUCUUUAAUGACAUUUUUUAGCAAUAAAGGAAAUUAACCACUAUGUUUCCAAAGUGAAAAGAACAAGUGGGCAUUUAUCCUAGUGCACUUAAGUAUGAUGAAAAUCCCUCUACUGAGACUGUAGAUAAAUGAAUAAUUAUAAGUUUUGCAUCAUAUUUUAAGAACUGUCUUGUGGUAAUGGGGGCAGUGGGGGAGAACAGGGAGGGGAUUUGGUCUGCUUGCCUCUUUCACCAAAAGUUAAUUUUAGGUAACUUGUGUUUAGUUUACAGAGCAAAACAGUGUGAGUAAAAUAACCAAUGAUGUACAGUUGUGCCUGUUUUUUAAAUAGAGACAUCUAACUACAUCAGAUGCUUUAAAGAACAGUUAUUUCUAUUAGGUUUCCUUGAGAUACUUUUCUUCAGUACAAGCAAGAGAAUAUUUACAGAAUUUGAUUUAAACAGAACUUUCGAAGACAUCUUCUAUAUAAAAGCAAAGAAUAACUAGUAACUAGUUCAUAUUUUCCAAGAAUAGAAGUUCAAGAGUUUUUCUCCUAACAUGUCUAACAUUAUGGAUUUUGACAUUUCCCUAAAUCGUUUCUAUAAUUGUAUCUAGAAGGAAAUGUCUUACAUACUCCUUUCCCAACCUAACAGGGAGAGUUCAGGAAGUGUUGUGCUUGUAUGACUAUGAGACUUGAUUUGUCUAAGUGAUACAAUUUUUUUUGGCCCAUGCCUUUUUAAGCUGUUUCAUAUUGAAAGUUGGAAUACUGUAAAAAUUUUGUCAAAGAUGUACUGUAGUGCUAUUUGAAGUACCCGAAGCAGAAUACUUACUUACCUUUGUUAUUGCAAGUUUAUUAUGGAAACUUUAUAGUAAUGAAAAUAAUGUGUACUUCCAUGUUAAAAAGAUUAAAUGAAUGUUAAGUGAUGGUUUGCUGCAUGUUAAAACUGUUAGUAUUGUUGAAUCAAUUGCUUUUUUGAAAAAUAAAGUUUAUAUCUUUAA
This is a messenger RNA of Lepus europaeus (European hare), 4385 nucleotides long. RefSeq names its product zinc finger protein 770 (gene ZNF770). Bases 166 to 2220 code for a protein of 684 amino acids. The transcript has 2 exons. The record is from RefSeq and is a predicted model, not a curated record. Lineage: Eukaryota; Metazoa; Chordata; Mammalia; Lagomorpha; Leporidae.